This is a messenger RNA of Guyanagaster necrorhizus, 1815 nucleotides long. RefSeq names its product gamma-glutamyltranspeptidase. The transcript is spliced from 12 exons. Gene Ontology annotation, cellular component: fungal-type vacuole; plasma membrane. Gene Ontology annotation, molecular function: glutathione gamma-glutamate hydrolase. The record is from RefSeq and is a predicted model, not a curated record. Bases 1 to 1815 code for a protein of 604 amino acids. Lineage: Eukaryota; Fungi; Basidiomycota; Agaricomycetes; Agaricales; Physalacriaceae. Gene Ontology annotation, biological process: glutathione catabolic process.
AUGGAGUCCAGGUAUCUCUUUGGGGAAGGAAAGACUGGCCGUGGUGAAAUACCUCUGCCCGCAUCGUCUUCGCUGGAGACUCGGAGGUCAAGGAAACCUCGCGUAGCAUUCCUCUGCUGUUUUUUGGGUCUUCUGGCGUGGAUCAGACUAUGCCAACGACACCAACCACCAGAUUCAUGGGCCGUUACUCAGCAAAGUCGAAAUCCUGCAUAUCUCAUAGAAGCGGAACAUGGUGCUGUCGCGUCGGAGAACAAGCGUUGCUCCGACAUGGGGGUCGAGGUUCUCAAAGACGGGGGCAAUGCUAUAGAUGCGGCCGUUAGUGUUACUUUCUGCGUUGGGGUUGUCAAUAUGUUCUCGUCUGGUAUCGGCGGAGGCGGCUUCAUGACCGUUCGCAUCCCAUCUAAAGACGCCAACUCCUCUUCAGAAGUAUUUGAUAUCGAUUUCCGAGAAGUGGCUCCUGCGCUGUCGAACUCGUCCAUGUUCUCGGGCGGAUCGAAUUCCUCAAUGUUUGGAGGCCUAUCGGUUGCCGUGCCAGGCGAACUUCGUGGACUGGAAGAGGCGCACAAGAGAUGGGGAACAGUCCCAUGGAAGAGGCUUGUGCAACCCAGUGUCGACUUGGCUGCCGGUUGGCAAGUCGAUAAGGAGUUGGGACGCAGGAUUCCGUGGUUCGUUGAUUUGAUGCUGGGAAAUCCAGAUUGGCGUGAUAUUUUUGCUCCGAAUGGAGUGCUAUUGAAAGAAGGAGAAAUGAUCAGAAGAACGAAUUACUCUAGGACGCUUGCGACGAUCGCUACUGGAGGUGCCGAUGCUUUCUACAAAGGCCCUAUUGCAGAUGCACUUGUUCAGAAGAUCACUAUGACUGGCGGCAUCCUAUCUCAUGCUGAUCUCGAAGGGUACAAAGUAAAAGUGUCGCGAGCUCUCCAAGGAACUUAUAGAGACCGCAAGAUACAUACCACCCAUGCGCCCACCUCAGGACCCGUCCUACUUCAUAUGCUCAAUCUGAUGGAAAAGUAUGACUUAGAGACACGAGAUGGUGUCAAUACACAUAGAUCAGUUGAGGCAAUGAAAUUCGGGUUUUCAGCGCGUACUAGAAUAUGCGACCCUGGUUUCCAAAAUAUUACCGACAUCAUAAACUCUAUAUCCACCAAAACGUUCGCCAACAUCAUUUUCCCUAACAUUACAGAUGGUCAUACACAUCCACCCGAUUAUUACAACCCUAAAUAUGAUGUCUUGACAGAUCAUGGAACGAGUCAUACAUCCAUAGUCGACAAAAAUGGCAUGGCAGUCUCGUUAACAUCCACCAUAAACCUUGUUUUUGGGUCAGAGGUUCUUGACCCAGUGACCGGUGUCAUUCUGAACGACGAAAUGGAUGACUUCAGUGUCCCUGGGACGCCCAAUGGAUUCGGGUUAUGGCCCUCACCAUACAACUAUCCUGAGCCCGGAAAGCGUCCCCUAUCGUCAACAACACCAACGAUCAUCGAGAAUGCCGAUGGGUCCUUCUACCUGAGCAUCGGUGGUUCUGGAGGCUCUCGAAUCUUUCCGGCUGUCUUCCAGGUGAUAUUAAAUCUUGAGUGGGGCUUGGAUCUCAGCUCUGCAAUUGAAUUCGGCCGACUUCAUAAUCAAUUAUAUCCUCUUUUCUUGGAUGCAGACAAUGUAUAUCCCAGCGACAUUCUAGAUGAUUUGAGACGUAGAGGGCACAAUGUCAUCGUCGCCGAUGUAAAUCGUGUUGCCUCCGCUGUGAACGGUGUCAUGAUAAAGGACGGGAAGAUUUUUGCUGCGAGCGACUCCCGUAAAAAUGGGAUAGCAGCAGGAUAUUAA